AGUGACUUUGUCUCUAAAUUUUAUUUUUUAGUUUUUGUUUGUAGUUUGUACUUUGUGGGCUUGUGGCAAAAUAUAUUAUCAUCUCUUUGUUGAUACUUCUCUGUUGUUAAAUUAUUUGUAUUUUUGAUUUCCUAGUCAUUUACAAGUUAAAGAUUAAAUCUUGGAAAAUAACGGUUCUGACAAUAGAUCCUUUAUUAAUUUAUGUAAGGUCAUAGAACUAAUGUAAAUGUCUGUGUCAUUGUGUGUACUGCGAAUUGAAAUGGAUGAAGAGCAUCCAGAGAUGGGAGACAAUGCAACAGAAAUAGAGUUUGCUAAAGAACAAAAGAAAAAAGAUCGUGGAGCUCGCGAAUCUAAAACAAUCACAGUUGAAACCUAUGCAAGCAUCCUUAGUGGCCCAAAUUCAGUAUCUGGAAUACUGCCGACGAGCUCACGUCGGGCUACCACUGAGGGAAGUGUUUCCGAUGAAAAUGAUGUCAUAAGCUUUUUUUGUGGCAAUCCACUGGUUGAAGUCACUAAAGGAGUCCUACAUUUAUAUAAAGAAAAUGAACUAAAAGAAGCUGAAGAAGCAAAAACAUUAUGCCUUCUAUCAGUUCCGGGAGCUCUCGGUGCUCCUGACUUGCUGGCUUUUGCUGCUGCCUGUCAACAAGACAUUGCACAUGUGCGUGUACUUCGAGAUGGUUCACCUGAUCACUAUAUGGCACUCCUUACUUUUCGCACAAGUGCUGCUGCUCGAGAAUUCCACUCCGCUUUUGAUGGUGUGCCAUACAGUAGCUUAGAGCCUGCAGCCCUGUGCCACACGGCUUGGGUCUCACGGGUUGAGUAUGCACGUGAUGGAGCACCCCCACCGACACAUACCGAGUUGCCUACUUGCCCUGUCUGCCUAGAGCGUAUGGACGAGAGCGUAGCGGGCGUCCUAAGCGUACAAUGCGCUCACUCGUUCCACGCAGAAUGCCUCAUGGGGUGGCGGGACGCUCGCUGCCCGGUCUGCCGAUGCGCUCAGACGCCGGAGCCCCGGGACUGCGCCAAGUGCCUCGCCUGCGAGUCCUUGGCCGCCCAAGAGGGCGAGACCGAAGAAAUAGGUGAGCCCCGCGACACGCCCUGCGGAGUGGCCGAAGGGAUGCUCGAAGUGGAGGCCGGUACAAUGUGGAUCUGCCUCAUUUGUGGUCACGUGGGUUGUGGACGGUACGAGAAAGGUCACGCCGCCAAGCACUUCAUGUUAUCCAACCACACAUACGCCCUGCAGCUCGGUUCAAACCGCGUGUGGGACUAUGCAGGUGACAACUUCGUCCACCGCCUGGUGCAAAACAAGGCAGACGGCAAACUGGUCGCCGCAGAGGGCCGCACCUCGGACCCCGAACCUGCCUGUGGAGACAAGCUGGAGUUCACCUAUCUGCUCACUCAUCACUUGGACACGCAGAGGAUCCAUUACGAAGAGAGAAUCGCUAAGCUAGAACGGACUCACGAAGAAGAACGAGAAUCGUGGCGCGUGCGGUGCGAGAGCGCCGAAGCGGAGAGCGCCGCCCUCCGCGACCGCGCCAAAGCCAACGCCGCCGAGAAUAAGGCUCUCACGCACAAAGUCACGGCUCUCAACAACAAAGUGUCGAAGCUACAGUCGGAGCUGUCGGAGGAGCGAGGCUUGGCCACGGCGUUGGCGGGAAGCCAAGCCCAGUGGCAGGAGAGGGCCAGGGCGAAGGACGAAGCCUUCCGCAGAGAGAUCGAUGAGCUGAAGGAGCAACUCCGCGACGUAAUGUUCUUCGUGGAGGCUCGAGGCACACUUCAGAACACCGAUCAGGCCUCGCAGCAGGAGAUCCAAGAAGCCAGCGUCACCGUUCAACCGCCGAAGCAGAAGGCCCGAAGGAAGAAGCGAUAACGGCUCGAUCUAGUCACUCACACUCUGUAGAAUUUCGUAUAUUCCCUCUUUAGAAAUUCAUUGAAAUAAAGAGAUGCUGCCGAUAUUUGCCUUAAAUGAGUAAUUUUUAAUCACUUUGUAUAUGAUAUAUAGUCCCUCUGUCGGAACGUGGGCCAUGACGUUAAAUAAUAGGAAUUUGACUUAAACCAAAAUUAACAUUCACAAAAAUAUUGUAAAACACUGUUUAACACUAGUAAAGUCAUCGUUCCAAGUCAAGAGAGUUCGAAGUGAUAAUAAAAGUAACUUUCGUCGCUAUAGACGUUUAACCUCAAAUUACUGAUAAAAGGAUUUUAAAACAUUGUUAAUAGUAGAGUGUAUAUUUUAAGUAAAAAAUUAAUGUUUUUCUGUGAUAAAUUAAAAGAUAAGCUAAUAUUGUAUAAGGAGUAAUAAAAUAUUUUUAAAAAAUUUCAUUAUUUUAACAAUCAGCCCGUUUCCUAAUAUUGUUUAAACCCACAGUGUUCUAUUUACCAUAAAUACUUUUUUCAUAUUUAGACACGAGUUAUCUUAAUGUAUUCAAAUGCAUAUAGGACAGCAAAUUAUCAUUACGCAUAUAAGAGACUUAAAAUCCUUUUAAGUUUCAUUCUUACACUCGCCUUACAAUGGUUUUAAAAUCGAUGUUUUUAUUUAUUGUUUUCGCAAUCUUUUUAAAUGCUUAUGGAGAUACAAAUUUUGGUUUUAAAGUACCGACUAUGCGUAAGGUGCAUAAAAACUUUGGUAUCGAAAAUCUAGGUGUACCAAUUAAUUUUGGGUCGCGAAAUAACCUGACUUUACGUGAUUAUAUAAGAGAAAACAUCUUUUUCCCAGAUGGAAAUAGUUUGGAUAGUCGUCGAGUUAAGAGACAGCUUCCCGGAUUGGAAGGGAAUCAAGUAAUGAUGGGGACUUUUCAAGCUAUUAUGAGACCGCUUGGAAAUAACAUUGGCGGUUUGGAAAAUGAACAGACACACGCCAACAACGAAACUAUACUUUAAUCCAUGUGUCUAUUGCAUUAUAUGAUUAUAUCAAAAACACCCUUC
This is a messenger RNA of Pieris napi, 2922 nucleotides long. Its product is annotated as BRCA1-associated protein. Bases 227 to 1870 code for a protein of 547 amino acids. The record is from RefSeq and is a predicted model, not a curated record. The transcript has 11 exons. Gene Ontology annotation, biological process: Ras protein signal transduction; protein ubiquitination. Lineage: Eukaryota; Metazoa; Arthropoda; Insecta; Lepidoptera; Pieridae. Gene Ontology annotation, cellular component: cytoplasm. Gene Ontology annotation, molecular function: zinc ion binding; ubiquitin protein ligase activity.